Molecule: messenger RNA, 422 nt
Organism: Caenorhabditis angaria
Lineage: Eukaryota; Metazoa; Nematoda; Chromadorea; Rhabditida; Rhabditidae
Source: the annotation of a GenBank genome assembly
AUGAUGACUUCACAAGGACCAUCCACACCGAAAUCUGGAGCAUUCUUCACAUCCACCCCAGUUACCGUGAGUUUUUAUAACCAAAAUAUAUGUAAAUCAUUUUUGAUUUUAAUUUUCAGAAGGGCAAAUUCCGUGUUUUCUACGACAGCGAGGAUGAAUCGAUUGAGCAAAUCAAGGCUCUCCCACCAACGCCAAAAAGGAUUACCAAGCCGAAAAUCGCGAAACCUACGUCAAACUUGGUCCCGAGAGCGCCCACCGUGCCGCAAACGCCGAGAUUCGCAAGACCAACCAAAUCUUGGUUGGCAAAGCAAAAUGUGAGUUUUGUAUAUUUAUUUGAUGGAUUUCUGAUGUGAAAAUAUGGAUUUCAGAAGCCAAGAGACAUCCAGCAACUCUUCGAUGCACCCAAAAGGCAAUUCAACUAA